AUGAUACAGGACAAGUUGCUGCUGACCGUACUGACACUUACCUCAAUACAUCAAGGUGCUACUACUAGUGACGGUCAUUCGAAACAACAGCAUACCGAAUGCGGAAUCUACCUUGCACCGAGCACGAUUCCUGGGGCUGGACUAGGCAUGUACGCUGGGAAUCGCGAUUACGAGGCAGGAGAAGGUUUGACAGAUGGAGACUUGCUGGUCCCGAUUUUUGAUUUGGAUUGGCACAAUGAUUACGAAGAAUAUGAGUUUUUGUGGGAUGAAUACACAUGGGCAGCCAAAAGCUUCAACGGUAUGGAAGAGGAGGAGACCGACGAUCCAGAUCAAAUAUGCGUAGCAAGUUUCGGGAUGGGAGCUGCUGUCAACUGCAUGUUGCCUUUGGUGAAUGCAGUUGACGCUUUAACCGUAGAUGAUUAUUUCUCUGAGAAGAGCGGACUGGACAAUGCUGGCUUAUCCUCAGAGUCGCCAGGGGUUGGGGCAUUUACUCCGCAUCAUGGUCGCCCUACGAAAGCACGGCGAGAUAUUCCAGCUGGCCAAGAGUUAUUUGUAAACUAUGGGGAAGACUAUUUUACUUCGCGAGAAGGAUACGCCUCAGUACCACUUACUCAAGACUACCGAGAAGCUGACAGAAUCACAAAGAGAUUCCAAAUUCUUAUAAUUGCUCUACGUAGUCUGUCACUAUCAGCACAAGGAGACCUUUGGAAGCUAGUCAAAAAUUCAACCAGUUGGAACAGCCGUCUCCAAAAUGCACUAUACGACAGGUAUGAAGAUGUUCUUCGAAAUGACGAAGGCGGUGCAGCCUAUAGGCACUACAAUACCAGUAUUCGAAGUCUUGAUUGGCUCGAAGAACACGGGGCAUGCAUGGACCAUAUCGAGGCCGGAGUAAGUACUGUUCCGGAUGCCGGUCGAGGUGCCUUUGCACGUCGAUUUAUCAAGAAAGGAGAUGUUGUCAGUCCAACGCCCCUAAUUCACCUCCCAGAUCGCAAUAUCUUGACAAUAUACGAUGCAAAGGUGGUCCUCAAUCCAGAUGAUGACAGCGAGCAUGUACUUACGAGAGACGGUGAUCAACCAAGUCAUCAGCAGUUGAUGCUGAACUACUGUUUCGGGCAUCGAGAUUCAACACUUCUGCUUUGCCCCUACGGGUAUUUGUCCGCACUCAUAAACCAUUCUUACAAAGAGCCUAAUGCAAGAAUAUCCUGGUCCCAGAAGGAGAGCAUCGUCGGUCAUCCAGAAUGGUUAAAUCAAUCGUUGAAGGAAUGGGGAAACAAAGGCUAUGCUGGUCUCAGCCUCGACUUUGUUGCAUUGAGAGACAUUGAAAAAUCGGAAGAAAUUCUAAUUGACUAUGGAAUAGAGUGGGAAGAAGCCUGGCAAAAGCAUGUGUCCAACUUCAAGUCACCAAGAAAAGACUACAUUCCAGCCUUUGAAUUGAAUCGAAUGGCUGAUUUGAGAGUCAAGACUAUCUCCGAGUACGACUACAAGUACCACGGCAUAAAUAUGUUUUGUCGCCGGUAUUAUGUUGUUCAGUUUGAUAGCGAUAUUGAAGUAUCCAAGGACUGGGAAGGUUUUGAAGACGAUCGAAACGUGCUGUUGGGAAUCUAUCCUUGUCGGGUGGUCGAACGCCACAAUGAUAAUUCGUACACGGUAGAGAUUAUUGAUAAGGAAUAUGCAUCUGUCGAUGACCAAUACGUUUGGCCACACCAUGAAGUGGUGUCGCACAUCCUCUUCAACGUACCGAGAGAUAUAUUCUACUUUCGUGACGAGCCGAAUCACCGAGACCAUCACCAAAAAUGGAGUUUUCGACACGAUAUGAGGAUUCCAGACGACAUAUUUCCAGAGGUGUGGAAGAAUCGUUUGCAUGACGAGACGACGGAGGGGUUGGAGGAUACUCCAGACUCUGCAGAUGACGAUGAAUGCGACCAAGAUUAUUUGACAUGCGCUGAAUUGUAA
Messenger RNA from Cylindrotheca closterium, 1953 nucleotides. The record is from the annotation of a GenBank genome assembly. NCBI's taxonomy places the organism in Eukaryota, Bacillariophyta, Bacillariophyceae, Bacillariales, Bacillariaceae.